CUUCCUUGCUUCCUCGUUUCCUUCAUUCUUUCCUCGCGUUGUUCUUUUGUCCCUUCAUUCCUUCCUUGCUUCCUUCCCUCCUUACUUCCUUGCUUUCUCGCCUUCUUCCUUCUUUCGUUACUUACUUCCUUCCUUGCUUUUUUCCUUCCUUCCUUUCUUGUGUCUUUGGUUGCUUCCUUCCUUCCUUGAUUCAUCAUUUCCUUCCUUCUUUGCUUUCUGGCUUCCUUCCUUCCUCGUUCCCUUCCUUGCUUCCUUCCUUGCUUCCUCAGUUCCUUCCUUGCUUGCUCCCUCACAUCAUUCCUUCCUUGUUCCCUCGCUUCCGUCCUUUCUUUCUUCCUCAGUUCCUUCCUUCCUUGCUUCCGCGCUUUCUUCCCUCCUCGCUUUCUCGUUUCCUUGCUUCCUUCUUUGCUUCCUCGCGUCCUUCCUUCCUCGCAAUCUUUCCUUCCCCACUUCCUACCUUGCUUCCUCGCUUCUUUCUUUCCUCGCUUCCUUCCUUCCUUGCUUCCUCGCUUCCUUCUUUCCUCAUUUCCCUCUUUCAUUCCUUGCUUUUUUCCUUACUCGCUCCCUUCUUUCCCCCUUCUUUGCUUCCUCGCUUCCUUCACAAAUUUCUUCCUCACUUCCUUCCUUCCUUCCUUGCUUCAUUCCCUCCUUCCAUGCUUCCUCGCUUCCUUCCUUACUUUCCCGCUUUCUUCCUUGCUUCCUCGCUUCCUUCUUUCGUUGCUUUCUCGCUUCCUUCCUUCCUCACUUCCCUCCUUCCUUGCUUCCAUCCUUCCUCGCUUCCUUCUUUCCUCAUUCCUUGCUUCCUCGCUUCUUUCGUUUUUUCCCCGCGUCUUUCCUUUCUCGCUCCAUUCCUUUCUUGCUUCCUCGCUUCCAUCUUUCCUCCUUCCUUGCUUCGUCGCUUCCUUCUUUCCUUGCUUCAUCGCUUCCUUCCUUCCUCACUUCCCUCCUUCCUUCCUUGCUUCCUUCCUUCCUCACUUCCUCCUUUCCUCCUUCCUUGUUUCCUCGUUUCCUUCAUUCUUUCAUUGUGUCCUUCUUUUCUCGCUUCAUUUCUUCCUUGCUUUCUU
Molecule: messenger RNA, 1064 nt
Organism: Owenia fusiformis
Lineage: Eukaryota; Metazoa; Annelida; Polychaeta; Sabellida; Oweniidae
Source: the annotation of a GenBank genome assembly